Molecule: messenger RNA, 411 nt
Organism: Parnassius mnemosyne (clouded apollo)
Lineage: Eukaryota; Metazoa; Arthropoda; Insecta; Lepidoptera; Papilionidae
Source: the annotation of a GenBank genome assembly
AUGGGGGGAGUCGAUAGGGCCGACCAAGACAUCGGUCUAUAUCGUACAUCUAUCCGUGGCAAGAAAUGGUAUUUCACAUUGUUUUCUCACUGCUUGGACAUGGCGACACACAAUGCGUGGCAUCUUUAUAAAAAUAAUGGAGGAGAGUACGAUCAUCUCACAUUACGGAGAACUAUCGCUAGAGGAAUCUUGGAAACAUAUAAAAAAAAUGAGAAACGCUGUCCUUGUCCCACUUCUAGAACUUACAGGGAAAUUUCACGCUAUGAUACAGUUGAUCAUCUAGUAGAGUACAAUGACUCUCAGCUUCGAUGUUCACUUUGCAAAAAAAACACAAACUUCACUUGUCAAAAAUGUAAAAUCCAUUUGCACCCUAAAACAUGUUUUGCUACUUACCAUACUCCACAUAGGUAG